UGACACUGAAAUUAAAAAAGAUAAUAAUGGCGGACGUAUUGUAAAGUGACGCAAACGUAACGUCCUACGGCAUGCGUUUUAUUAAUAUUUUCAGAGUUCAAGUUGUGUUAAAUCAUUUUUUAACGUCAUUAGUGAACACAUGACCAUUUAGAGAGUUGUCGGCAGUACACCCGAACAAUGGCGCGCGAGUUUGAUCAUCUUUUUAAACUGCUGAUUAUCGGUGACAGUGGUGUGGGUAAGAGCUGUCUGCUCCUGCGGUUCGCCGACAACACGUUUUCGGGUAGCUACAUUACGACGAUAGGCGUCGAUUUUAAAAUAAGAACCCUAGAACUUAACGGAGAGCGAGUGAAGCUGCAGAUAUGGGACACAGCAGGGCAGGAGCGGUUCAGGACGAUAACCAGCACGUAUUAUCGAGGCACUCACGGCGUCAUCGUCGUGUACGAUGUCACCAACGGAGAGUCCUUCGCGAACGUCAAACGGUGGCUGCAUGAGAUUGAACAGAAUUGUGAUGUAGUGAACAAAGUCUUAGUUGGCAACAAGAAUGAUUGCCCGUCGCGGAAAGUGGUGGUGACGGAGGACGCCCAGAGGUUCGCCAGCCAGAUGAACAUACCACUGUUCGAGACUAGUGCAAAAGAGAAUAUCAAUGUGGAGGAGAUGUUUCUCACCAUCACAAAAAUGGUACUAAGAUCAAAGCUCGAAAUGAAGGAGAGACAAAACGUCACAUCAAACGACACAGUCAACCUGAAGAAUAGUCGCAGCAAAAGUAGGAAGAAGUGUUGCUAGUGGUGAAAUAGGGCGCAGUGCCGGACACUAACGCUAUGCUCAAAUACUGUGUGUUGCACAACCCUGGCGGGACCCUGGACUACAAUACCAUAGAGAAAUAUA
Molecule: messenger RNA, 885 nt
Organism: Cydia amplana
Lineage: Eukaryota; Metazoa; Arthropoda; Insecta; Lepidoptera; Tortricidae
Gene: Rab35
Product: ras-related protein Rab-35
Exons: 4
Coding region: 178-783 (201 amino acids)
Biological process (GO): endocytic recycling
Cellular component (GO): endosome membrane; plasma membrane
Molecular function (GO): GTPase activity; GTP binding
Source: RefSeq, a predicted model, not a curated record